GUGGAUUAUUGCAGAGCAAGAAAUUGAUAAAAGUGUUUCUGAUAUGCUUACUUUCAGUUAUCGGCUCCUGUACAUUCAUUCUUUCGUUCUGUCGUUUGCCAAGAGCCACGCUCGUUAACAAUUUACAUUCAUUAUGACACUCAUUUACACCAUCUUGUUUUCUUUUCUUUUCCCUCUUUCCUACGCUUUCACUCACCCCGGUCUGCUGGUCACCGACACCGAUAUUACUCGCAUCAAAACCAAGCUCGCUGAGAAGAAAGAGCCUUGGACCGCGUCAUGGAAUAAGCUGACAAGCAUUCCAUUUGCCAGCGCUGACUACAAGAACAAUGCAGUCAAAGAAGUGAACCGGGGCCAAAAUGGGGAGGUCCUAUGGCACGAUGCAGCUGCUGCGUUCAACCUUGCUCUUCGCUGGAAAGUCAGUGGAGAAGACCAAUACGCAGAAACCGCAUCAGAGAUCCUGAUUGCUUGGGCCGAUACUCUAGAGAUCCUCAGCGGGGGCGACGACGCCUAUCUUACCGCAGGAUUGCAAGGUUAUGAGCUUGCUAACGCCGCAGAACUUCUCCGUGACUACCAGCCAUUUGCAAAGAACGGGCUAUCCAGAGUUAUCAAUAUGUUCAACAAAAUAUUCUUGCCAAUGAAUCUCGAUUUCCUCAACCACGUCCUGGGGUCAGAGCACAAUGUCAAGCACUUCUUUGCCAACUGGGAACAGUGCAACAUUGCUUCUGCUAUGGCUAUCGCAGUCCUCACCGACAACCAAACCACCUGGGACUUUGCCGUUGACUACUUCAAGCAUGGUGAGGGCAAUGGGGCUAUCAAUAACGGCAUUUCGAACAUUGUUAAAGAACCUGGUACGGGCAAAGCACUUGGCCAAGGGCAAGAAUCUGGCCGGGACCAAGGCCAUUCGGCGAUGAACUUCCAGGUGCUAGGUGCCAUUGGACAGCAGGCAUGGAACCAAGGGGAAGAUCUCUUUGCUUACAAUGACAGCCGCAUCCUUCUCGGAGCUGAGUACUUUGCCCGAUACAAUCUUGGAAACGAUGUACCAUUCGAGCCCUACACAAACGGGAUAGUCUCCUUCGAUGUCAUCAGCGAAGCCUCUCGCGGUGCGGUUCGACCUGCUUGGGAGCUGCUCUAUAGUCAUUACGUCAAUAUCAAAGGUCUUGACGCUCCUUGGACAAAAGCAUACCUUAACAACUCUUUGGAAUUCUUCGGAGGAUUCGAGGGCGGAGCUGGAUCUUGGGGAGAAGGCUCGGGCCACUAUGAUGGACUUGGCUGGGGCUCUCUUCUUCAUCAUCUGGAUGAAUCUGAUAUCCAAGCUGCGAAGUCCUCCGCUGCUGGCCCUGAACCAAGUACAACGACAUCAGAGAGUCAGCCAACGUCAACAACUCUAGUGACAGUCCGUACUGCGUAUGGAUCAAAGACCGCAACAGUCGAUGAGGGCGCCGAGACCGUUACAGUAAAGCCAUCUGCCGUAAACGCCCAUCGUUCUUCUACGACAACUGCCACAGCAAUUCCUCAAAUUACGGAAAAGCCAGGAAAGGGAUGUCGUGCAAGGAGGCCGAAGAGCCGCAAGCAUCACGUCGCGAACUAGGAAGUUGAGAGGGAAGAACUUUUGUCAAAUAGCGGAGACCCCAUCGGAUAAGUGCCAAGAAUAUGCUGGGGAUGGGUUUUGUUGGGAUCUUGUUUCUUGUGUAUAUUAGAAUUCUCGUAGCUGGUCUACAAGGGCAAAACAAGUGGUGCGAAGCUGAAGUUCGGUCACUAUUGUUGAAUAUGAGGUAGCCUACAGUAUAUCAGUUGUGAGGCAGCUCACAUGUCGCUUCACAAAUUCCACUUCAUAUUUGCCAAC
Messenger RNA from Fusarium odoratissimum NRRL 54006, 1843 nucleotides. RefSeq lists its product as uncharacterized. The record is from RefSeq and is a predicted model, not a curated record. Bases 134 to 1588 code for a protein of 484 amino acids. Gene Ontology annotation, cellular component: periplasmic space. The transcript is spliced from 2 exons. Lineage: Eukaryota; Fungi; Ascomycota; Sordariomycetes; Hypocreales; Nectriaceae. Gene Ontology annotation, molecular function: lyase activity.